AAUCUGUAAUGUCUCAUGAUGAAUAUUUAUAGAUGAAGACGAAUCAACAUCCGACGUCAAUAUCUAAAUUAGAAGCUGACACAUAUUUUGUCAUCGAUAUUUACUGUUUCCCCCAAAAUUGUUGAGUUUGCAUUUCUCUUGUUUUGUGUAAUUCAAGAAUUUCCAAGGUUUGCCAAGCCAAAGAGUAGUAGUGGAGACAAGCUCCUGCUAUCUUUAAAAAAAUGUUCUGAAAACCGACUGACAACCAAGCCCGACUUCUGUCCGUCUCGUGUUGUGUGUUUUUACUGACAAUGGAAGGAAGGAAGGUGGGAGAGGGUCCGGUCCGGGCGCUGUAAAACCAGGGCAUUGGGGGCGCGUAGAUGAAACCCGUUGAUCUCGGAAGGCAGUUCAUCUAAGUGAGUGAAAAUUGAUUAUUUCAGACCUCAACCAUUCUCCAGUCAUACCCAUUCAUAGCAAAGGUUUGGGGAGUAAACCCCGAGGAUGAAUGCAAAGCAUAAGCUGUGACAACUCCAAUAAUUGCGCUGGUGCCAAGCUGAUUUGGCCCUUCUCUUAUACAUCAUCGAUGAUGUAGAGAGAGAGAGAGAGAGAGAGGCGAGAGUGAAUACAUAGACAAUUCCGUGUCUUCCGUAGCACUUCGUCUCGGAGAGGACACGCCAGCAAUCGUAUACAAUGGAAACUAGCAGUUUCUCCAGACACUUUUUUUUUCUGCUAGCACAGUCUCAAACAAGACUUUUGCAGGUGUAGAUCCUUGGCAUCGCGUGACUAACGGAUACUGAAGAAGAAAUAAGGAAAUAAUUAAAAAAAAAACAAUUUCAAACAAAAUCCUUGUCUUUCUGUUUUUAAUACUGAUAAUAAUUGCUAACCAAUUAACAUGAAUGUCAGAGAAAAAUAAACACAAAAAUAACUAACUAACAAACAAACAAAAAAGACAACACAGCGCAGAGAUAUACCGAGCGGAAUACUGUUUCUGUUUAUAUUCUGUUAUUCUGUUAAACGUGUUUAGUAAAACCUAAAACUCCGCCCAUUCUAUUUGAUUGACAGAUUGAGAAACAGUUUAACAAACAAGUCACAGCAUGGCUGAGAGACGGUACGUCCCGGAGGAUGUGGUGGAAUAUUCUCUUUUCCCAUUUGUUUCUGAACAUUUAGACGACUUGAAAGCACAAGAAUAUUUGGAAGAACAGAAGGACAUAUUUUUGGCUCAUCUCGGUCCAUUAUUAGUCGAUUAUAUCUGGCAGAAAGAGCCUUUUAAACUAAAAGCCGUCGUCGGAGAUGAAUCCACCCCACAUCAUCUACAUGGCUGCACCCAUUUUGGUGACAAUGUUCAAGACGAGUGGUUUGUGGUUUACCUGUUGUGUCAGUUGACACAACAUUUCUCAGGUCUCGUUGCUAAAGUUAGUGACAAUGACAAGGAAUUCCUUCUGAUCGAAGCGGCUGAUGUACUUCCAGAAUGGCUUAACCCUACCACUUCUGAGAACAGAGUAUUUAUCAAAGAUGGUGAAUUACACAUAAUUCCAAUGCCAACAUCAUCCAAAGAUUUAGAUUGGUUACCAUUGUUCACACCUACACUCCAAGAAGCAAUUCAAGCCGUACAUCAACAUUCUAGUGAAAUUCUGGCAUCGGCAGAAAUACAGAAAGUCAUAAAACGACGACUAGAAUGUUACCCAGAAAAAAUCGCGCAAGACUUUCACUCUGCUUAUUGUUAUAUUCCUGCUGGAUUGGCCGUAGCCUUGACACAACGUCCGUCUCUUAUAGCUGCUGGUGUUAAUGCAUUUUAUUACAGAGAUCCUGAUGAUUUGAAGGCUUGUCGCUCCUUCCGUUAUUUUCGUCCAGGAACAAGAGUCAUGACAUUAGUAAAGUUUACUCGCUGUUUGUAUGCACAACUUGUCCAACAAAACUUCCAACCCCACAGGGAGAGUGGCUGGAUUUUACCAAGUUCUUCAAACCCUAAACAUAAAGCUCAUGAAUUGGGGAUGAAAUUAGCUCAUGGUUUUGAGAUCCUUUGUUCCAAGUGUACAAAUCCUAACUUACAGAAUGGAGAAAGUAAUGACAACAGGAACAUACCUGAUGUUAGAUUAGAGCGAUUUAUAUCAACCCUCACUGAUAAAGGAUAUUUUAAGGGAGAACUUGAAGGAUCUGUACUAUACAAUGAGCAUUUGGAGAAAGCAAAACAGUAUUUUAAAGACAAUUUUGAUCACACUCCUUGCAACACAGAGCAACUGGGAUGUACGGUGCUAGAUUUGAUUCAUCAGAUUCCUUACAGCAUUGAGGAGCUCAGACUCCAAGAAAGGCUACUGCCACCAGAAGAUGAUGACUCUUGGCUGUAUGUUAGUCCACAAGAAGUUGAUGCUAUGAUUUUGAAAGCUGGUGGUAAAGAUCCCUCAAGAUGUGAAAAGUCUUUUGAUCCAAAUCAAGUAUCAAACAGCAUGAAAUCCUUUGUGGAAACUGUCUCAGACUAUGAAGGAGCUGAAUUUCCAAAAGAAUGCUUGGAAGAUGAUAUCAACUUUGAUUCCACAGGAUUUAUUCAUGCCAUGAAUAAAGUUUUUGAAUUUGAUGAAAGCAGUUCUGACAGCAGCUCAGAAAUGGAUGAGUAUGAUUGGAAUUCUUCAGAUGAAGACACUUCUAGAACCAGCUCCAAUUCCAGAAGUGAAAUGAAAUCAUAUCUUAAAGAAAUGGAUCUGGAAUUAUCAAAGACUACAUUAGGCAAAAGUUUUGAAUAUUCGAACAAAAAAAGCAAACCACCACGACCACCUCCCCCACAAAAGCUUUCGGAAUCUUUGCCAAAGAAAUCAACUCCACCUCAACGACCUCCACCACCACCACCACCACCGCCAAAAGUACAAUCAGUCCCUCCAGCUGAGUCGGUUCCUCAUAAUGGGUCCAAGCAAUCCCCUGAUGACAUAGAUGAUGAAGACGAAGGGUUUAGGCCUGUUAACAUUGAUGCGAACAUAGUGAAGAACCUGUUGGCUUCUCAUAAUAUUCAACCAGGCCAACCUGGGCCUGCAACAAACAUUUUGUCUUCGAUGGGUGUAGACCUUCACCAGGGUAAAAAGAAAGAGAUGUUUAUGAAUCGAGCUGGAAGCAAAUAAAAUCAAUUAAACUGA
This is a messenger RNA of Octopus bimaculoides (California two-spot octopus), 3101 nucleotides long. Its product is annotated as protein ecdysoneless homolog. Gene Ontology annotation, cellular component: nucleus. NCBI's taxonomy places the organism in Eukaryota, Metazoa, Mollusca, Cephalopoda, Octopoda, Octopodidae. The record is from RefSeq and is a predicted model, not a curated record.